This is a messenger RNA of Chenopodium quinoa (quinoa), 1701 nucleotides long. Its product is annotated as 1-aminocyclopropane-1-carboxylate oxidase homolog 1-like. Lineage: Eukaryota; Viridiplantae; Streptophyta; Magnoliopsida; Caryophyllales; Amaranthaceae. The coding region runs from base 202 to 1302 and encodes 366 amino acids. The record is from RefSeq and is a predicted model, not a curated record. The transcript is spliced from 3 exons.
GUCAUCUUUUUAGUCAAUUAUUGUUAGAUAUACUCCUUGGAGUCCAAGAAAAGAAAAUAGACGUAGUGGAAAAACCGAAAAGGCAACACUUUAUUCUUGUCACUUAAUAGCAGCCUUUGCAAAAUGCAACCAUAAACAAGUAUAUAAAUCCUGAUAUUACAUUCCAAGUGUAUUAACCUUAGCCAACCAAAACAAUAUAAGAUGUUAACUAAUAUGGGUGACCGAGAAGCACAAUUAAGAGCAUUUGAUGAAACAAAAUUAGGAGUUAAAGGAAUUGUUGAUGCUGGUGUUACUACCAUUCCUUCCAUCUUCAUUCACCCAAUUUCUAAACGACCAUUACCUCAAAAAACAAACACUACUAAUGUUGAUGAUGCUAGGUUUCAAUUUCCAAUCAUUGAUCUUCGUGUGAGCGAAAAUGAUUUGGAUCAUAAGAAGAAGGUUGUCGAUAAGAUUAGAGAAGCCUCGGAGACAUGGGGAUUUUUUCAAGUUAUAAAUCAUGGGAUUUCUGAUGAAGUUACGGAGGAUACAUUCAAAGGAGUAAAAGAGUUUUUUGAGCUUGAUGAUGAGGUUAAGAAGGGUUAUUAUUCAAGAGAUUAUGCCAAUAAGAAGGUUACUUAUCAUAGCAAUACUGAUCUUUACACCGGGCUUGCAACUAAUUGGAGAGACACUAUUGCUUGUACGAUGGUUCCUAAUCCUCCUCAUCCCGAUGAAUUCCCUCCUCCUUGCAGGGAGAUACUACCGGAGUAUACAAGUCAAGUGAUGAAACUUGGAAAAGUGUUAUUUGGGCUAUUAUCAGAGUCACUUGGGCUGCAACAAACCCAUUUAUGUGACAUUGGUUGUGCCGAAGGGCUAAACGUUGUGGGUCAAUAUUAUCCGGCUUGUCCACAACCCGAAUUGACAAUGGGUACCGCAAAACAUGCUGAUAGUGUCUUUUUAACUAUUUUGUUACAAGAUCAAAUUGGUGGUCUCCAAGUUCUUCAUCAAGACCAUUGGGUCGAUGUUCCUCCUACUCCUGGAGCUUUAGUCAUUAAUAUAGGCGAUCACUUACAGUUGGUAUCAAACGACAAAUUUAAAAGUGUGGAACACAAAGUACUAGCUAACUACAAAGGACCAAGAAUAUCAGUGGCAUCCUUUUUCACCACAUUUUAUCAAGAGACUUCUACAAGGUUUGGACCCAUCAAAGAAUUAUUAUCAGAAGAAAAUCCUCCAAAGUAUCGUGAGAAUACGGCGAAAGAGUAUAAUACCUACUUCCUGGAAAAAGGACUUGAUGGCACCUUUCCCCUCCUACAUUUCAGGCUUUGAUCUACAUUUAUUUAAGUUCGUGCAAGUACUCCCUCUGUCCUUUAGAGAGGGAUUGGCGAGCAUAUAUUUCACUACAUACAUUUUAUGUGAACCUUUUUGAAUUUUCAAAGUUCAAUUGGUUUAUUUAACUUGUUGGACAUGGUUAUGUUUAGUGAUAGUUAGUGGUAUUACACAGUUUUACCAUGCCUUCUUAAGUGUGGAUUUUACGUGUAAGUUUAUAAUUAAUGUCGAAUAUUAUGGGUAAAUUAGAGGGUCAUUAGGCUUCCAACUUGUUUCAUUAAGUUUCUGUUUUGAUUUUUAAUAAGUUAUUGGUUUGUUGUGGCAAAAAUUUUAGAAAAUUGUUGAGUACUUAACUAUUUAUGCACGAUUUUAAACAAUGUUAUUACGUUGCAUGUCUUU